CCGUUGCUCUCUCUCGAUUCUUUUCCAAAUCAAAAUCCAAUUAAAAACUCUCUCCUGAAGUUUCUUCCUCAACUUUUCCCAACCCCUCAGAUCUCUGUCCGGUCACCGCCCUCCGUCUCCGUCGCGAGCCCCCGCUCUUCGACAGGUUAUAUUUCAUACUGAGGGAUUUGACUCCAUAUUUCUUAUACUGAGCUAUGGAAAGAAAUAUGGGUAGCCAUUCAGGAGUGAAUAUACCACCAUCAAUCCCUCAAUCUAAUCCAUUUGGAAAUGCUUUCUAUGGAGCUAGUUCUGGACUCAUACGUGGUGGGCUGGGAGCAUAUGGCGAGAAAUUCUUGGGAUCAAGCUCUGAGUUCAUGCAAAGCAAUAUCAGUCAGUACCUGUCUGAUCCACAGUACUAUUUCCAAGUGAAUGGCCAGUAUGUGAGGAACAAACUGAAAGUGAUUUUGUUCCCAUUUCUACACAGAGGACACUGGACAAGGAUAACUGAACCGGUCGGAGGGAGGCUCUCCUACAAACCUCCUAUACAUGACAUAAAUGCUCCAGACUUGUACAUCCCUUUUAUGGCAUUUGGUACCUAUAUCGUUCUUGCAGGGUUGUUAUUAGGUAUUUUUGGAAGGUUUACGCCAGAAGCUUUGAGCUUGCAGUUUACCAAAGGAUUAUUAGGUUGGUUCUUGCAAGUCCUACUCCUAAAAGGGCUUCUAUACUCCAUGGGCAGCGGCGAGGCACCACUUCUAGACAUCGUGGCUUACUCUGGCUAUGCCUUUACCGGCGUCUCCCUUGCUAUUUUUGCAAGGAUUUUCUGGAGCUACUCGUAUUAUUUUCUUCUUCCAUGGAUGUGCUUCUGCUUGGGGGUGUUCUUAGUGAAGACCAUGAAAAGGGUUGUCUUAGGAGGACCGAGGAGCUAUGAGAAGCACUCGAGCAGGCAUCAUUAUCUCCUGAUUAUCAUGGCGGUAGUUCAGUUCCCCUUGUUGUUUUGGCUUGGCAAUGUUGGUGCUUGAUGCUUCCACUCUUCUACCAGUCACUCAGGGAAAUCAUUGUUGUGUCUGGUUUCCUCUCAAAUAUUUCUGGGAUUUAAUCCUCCUUUUAUAUCUGUUUCUUUUUUCACUUUCCCUAAUUGUGAUGAUUACAUGUAGAUGACAGCUGUUGUAGUCGUGAAAUACAGGUUUCUUAACUUCUUUUAAGCUCUUCAAAGUUUCCGUUAUUUCGCUUAA
Molecule: messenger RNA, 1211 nt
Organism: Asparagus officinalis (garden asparagus)
Lineage: Eukaryota; Viridiplantae; Streptophyta; Magnoliopsida; Asparagales; Asparagaceae
Product: protein YIF1B-B-like
Exons: 5
Coding region: 195-998 (267 amino acids)
Biological process (GO): endoplasmic reticulum to Golgi vesicle-mediated transport
Cellular component (GO): endoplasmic reticulum membrane; Golgi membrane; endoplasmic reticulum-Golgi intermediate compartment
Source: RefSeq, a predicted model, not a curated record